This is a messenger RNA of Sabethes cyaneus, 864 nucleotides long. RefSeq lists its product as uncharacterized. Bases 1 to 864 code for a protein of 287 amino acids. The transcript has a single exon. Gene Ontology annotation, cellular component: extracellular region. The record is from RefSeq and is a predicted model, not a curated record. Lineage: Eukaryota; Metazoa; Arthropoda; Insecta; Diptera; Culicidae. Gene Ontology annotation, molecular function: chitin binding.
AUGGCUAAAGUGUUUCGCGUUUCGUUCGCAAUUUUUAUUUUCACACUCCAAUCCUCUUGGCAGCUUGAUUUGAGCUGUGUCGAGCCGGGAUGCAGCACGGAAGAAGAUCGCAGCAUACUGUGGCCCUUUGAGGAUCCGAACUUCUUCCUUCGUUGCGAAGGUCUGCCAUGGGAGUUGGUACGGAGGCCCUGUCUGGACAAGCUGCUGUUUCACUUUGAACGUCAAGAAUGUGUUGAUCCCUACGAGUGGAAAGGUCCGUGCCCGGAAGAUCUACCGCAAUGCCCGCGGGUAGUGUGCAAAACCGUGUACGACCAGCGCAAGCUGUGGCCUCACGAAGAUCCGAGCAGUUUCCUGCAAUGUGUGCCGGGCCCCCGCGGAGGAAUGGAACCUCUCGUAAGGCAUUGCAGUCCGGACACAUUGUUCAGCUGGACUAUGCAACAGUGCAGGGAAAGCGCACUGUGGGAAAGGGAUUGUACGUUUGAGGACACAAGCAGUACCCCCUCAACGACCUUCGAGACGGAACCAGAUGAAACGGAUCCGACGGAGGAAACUACGGAAACAACGGAAGAAAAUACAGAAACAACGGAGGAAAUUACGGAAACAACGGAAGAGGACACAACGACUCAAAGCAUUACAACUACAACUACAACCGAACCAGAGCGAGGUAUAUGUCCAGUUCCGAUUUGCAGCGUUCAGGAUCCUAGACUCUAUCCCCAUACGGACUGGACAUUGUACUAUCAGUGUAUUCCGGACGUGAACGGAUUCUGGGUACCAGUCGAACGGCCAUGUGGAGCCGGAACUUACUUUCACUACAGUCGCCAGUUGUGUGUCUUCAUGGCGGAAUGGGAAGAUUUUUGCCUUUAA